GACCUAAGCAGGAUUCUGAAGAGUGAAGAGAUCCAGAAAGCACUAUGUGCACCAAAUAAGAUCAACCGCAGAGUUCUGAAGAAGAAUCCUCUGAAGAACUUGAGGAUAAUGCUCAAGCUGAACCCUUAAGCCAAGACAGCAAGACGUAAUGCCAUCCUCAAGCACGACGUUUCGGCAUCACUCUGCAGAACGUGAACAAACAACCUCCUGAGACUCGCCCCUGGUGGUCAAGUUGGACGCUUCUGCAUCUGGACUGAGAGCGCUUUCCGCAAGCUGGAUGAGCUGUAUGGCACCUGGCGUAAACCCGCCUCCCUUAAACUCGGCUACAACCUCCCAAUGCACAAGAUGACCAACACAGACCUAAGCAGGAUUCUGAAGAGUGAGGAGAUCCAGAAAGCACUUUGUGCACCAAACAAGAAGAUCAACCGCAGGAUUCUGAAGAGUGAGGAGAUCCAGAAAGCACUUUGUGCACCAAACAAGAAGAUCAACCACAGAGUUCUGAAGAGUGAGGAGAUCCAGAAAGCACUUUGUGCACCAACAAGAAGAUCAACCAGAGUUCUGAAGAGUGAGGAGAUCCAGAAAGCACUUUGUGCACCAACAAGAAGAUCAACCAGAGUUCUGAAGAGUGAGGAGAUCCAGAAAGCACUUUGUGCACCAAAGAAGAAGAUAAACCGCAGAGUUCUGAAGAAGAAUCCUCUGAAGACCAAGAUGCUGAAACCCAAGAAGAAGCCUGUAAAGAAUUGUAAUAAUAAAACAAGGAUUUCAAAUUCAUGA
Molecule: messenger RNA, 774 nt
Organism: Platichthys flesus (European flounder)
Lineage: Eukaryota; Metazoa; Chordata; Actinopteri; Pleuronectiformes; Pleuronectidae
Product: large ribosomal subunit protein uL4-like
Exons: 9
Coding region: 337-774 (145 amino acids)
Cellular component (GO): cytosolic large ribosomal subunit
Molecular function (GO): structural constituent of ribosome; RNA binding
Source: RefSeq, a predicted model, not a curated record